AUGGGUGAUCUCGCUGGCCGAAAGGUGUUCAAGGUCUUCAACCAAGAUUUUGUUGCCGAAGAUCGAUACACUGUCACCAAGGAGCUCGGUCAGGGAGCCUACGGUAUCGUCUGCGCUGCCGUGGAUAACACCACUGGCGAGGGCGUCGCCAUCAAGAAGAUUACCAAUGUUUUCAGCAAAAAGAUUCUCGCAAAGCGCGCCUUGCGUGAGAUUAAGCUCCUUCAGCACUUUCGAGGCCACCGCAACAUAACAUGCCUCUACGACAUGGACAUCCCGCGUCCCGACAACUUUAACGAGACAUAUCUAUACGAGGAACUCAUGGAGUGCGACCUCGCUGCCAUUAUCCGGUCUGGUCAGCCUCUUACCGACGCCCACUUCCAAUCCUUCAUCUACCAGAUCCUCUGCGGCCUCAAAUACAUCCACUCGGCCAACGUUCUCCACCGCGACCUCAAGCCCGGAAACCUCCUCGUCAAUGCCGACUGCGAGCUCAAGAUUGCCGACUUUGGCCUGGCCCGUGGCUUCUCCAUCGAUCCGGAUGUCAACUCGGGAUACAUGACCGAGUACGUCGCCACCAGGUGGUACCGCGCUCCCGAGAUCAUGCUCAGCUUCCAGAGCUACACCAAAGCUAUCGACGUCUGGUCCGUCGGUUGCAUCCUCGCUGAGCUCCUGGGUGGCAGGCCAUUCUUCAAGGGCCGUGACUACGUCGACCAGCUCAACCAGAUCCUUCAUAUUCUGGGCACGCCGAACGAGGAGACGCUGAACCGCAUCGGUUCUCCCCGCGCGCAGGAGUACGUGCGCAAUCUGCCGUUCAUGCCCAAGAAGACCUUUCCGAGCCUGUUCCCCCAGGCCAACCCGGACGCCCUGGAUCUCCUGGACAAGAUGCUGGCCUUUGACCCGACCAGCCGCAUCAGCGUCGAGCAGGCCCUGAAGCACCCGUACCUGCACAUCUGGCACGACGCCUCGGACGAGCCCGACUGCCCCACCACCUUCAACUUCGACUUCGAGGUCAUCGACGACGUCGGCGAGAUGCGCAACCUCAUCCUCGACGAGGUCCACCGCUUCCGCCAGACGGUCAGGACCGCGCCCGGUGGCUCUAACCAGGCUGCCCUGGCCGCACAGCAGCAGGGUGCACAGGUGCCCAUACCUAAUGAUGGGAGUGGCAACCAGUGGACUACCGAGGAUCCUCGUCCCCAGGAGUAUGCGAGUCACGGCAACGGACUGGAGCAGGACCUUGCCGGUGGUCUUGACGCCGGGAUGAGGUAG
Geosmithia morbida is the source of this 1263-nucleotide messenger RNA. RefSeq lists its product as uncharacterized. Gene Ontology annotation, biological process: intracellular signal transduction; protein phosphorylation. The coding region runs from base 1 to 1263 and encodes 420 amino acids. Gene Ontology annotation, molecular function: ATP binding; MAP kinase activity. Lineage: Eukaryota; Fungi; Ascomycota; Sordariomycetes; Hypocreales; Bionectriaceae. The transcript is spliced from 5 exons. Gene Ontology annotation, cellular component: nucleus; cytoplasm. The record is from RefSeq and is a predicted model, not a curated record.